Penicillium coprophilum is the source of this 1419-nucleotide messenger RNA. Its product is annotated as carbohydrate-binding module family 48 protein. The record is from RefSeq and is a predicted model, not a curated record. Bases 1 to 1419 code for a protein of 472 amino acids. Gene Ontology annotation, molecular function: protein kinase binding. The transcript is spliced from 3 exons. Gene Ontology annotation, cellular component: nucleotide-activated protein kinase complex; cytoplasm; nucleus. Gene Ontology annotation, biological process: signal transduction. Lineage: Eukaryota; Fungi; Ascomycota; Eurotiomycetes; Eurotiales; Aspergillaceae.
AUGGGAACCUUUACAUUCAAGUGGCCUCACAAUGCGAGCGAGGUGUUCGUUACCGGCACUUUCGAUGAUUGGGGUAAGACGGUGAAACUGGACCGGGUGGGCGAUAUCUUCACCAAGGAAGUGACGAUUUCACCAGUACAGAAAGUCCAGUAUAAGUUUGUCGUCGACGGUAUUUGGACUACAGAUCCCAACGUACGCGAAGAAGAGGACGGACAUAACAACAUCAACAACGUACUUCUACCAGAAGAGAUCCAUUCCGAUUUCGCCCCCACUAUGUCCGGCGUGACCCCUGAUUCUACAACCGCGGCUCUCGCUGCUAAUGUUCCCAAGGAGCCUAAUGGACAUUUGCCUGGGACCUUCCCAGAGACUCCGGGACUGGACUCCGAACAGACCUUGUCCGUGGAUCCCAUCCCAGCUUCGGAGGGCUAUGGCAACCCCGUCAGCCUGAACCCGGGUGACAAAGUUCCUCAUCACAGCACCCUCCACAACAACACCGUUGACUCUACUGUGACUUUGGACAAAGAGUCAUAUGAAAAGGGCCAAACACUCCCUAUUGACGGGCUCCACAACACCGACGCCAAUCCUGGCUCUGCCCCAUAUACGCUCCCUCCAAUCACAAACAACAUGAUCCCCGAAUCCAGUCUUCCGAUCGGUGGACCCGCGCAACACGCCGCAGUCAGUGAGAGCGAACCCACUUAUACCGGAGCUCCGGUGGAGCAGGCAACCUUGGCCGAUCCAGGAUACAAUAUCCAGUCCGCUGGCCCCAACUCAACUACAGCAGCACUGGCCGCUGCCGUGCCGCUCGAGCCAAAGGGCAAGGAGACCAACGGCGACAAGCCCGUCGAUGAGGUCCCACAGGUGGUGAAGGACUCGAUGGCCGAGGCCCACAAGGACCCGGAGGCUGCCGCGAACCAGGAAGCAGUCGACGAGAAGAAGGCUAUCGAGGCGGAACUUCACAAGAAAGUCCAGGUCGAAGAGUCCGCAGGUGCUCCCGCGCCUACCGUCACUGCAGCCACCCAAGCUGUUGCACCUCAUCUCACUGCCGGUGGGGUAGACUCGGCAGAUGUGUCGCCACUUUCAACUCCUCCCCCGGGCCGCACUUUUGCUGCCGCUGACCCCGCUGCCCCAACUUCGGCGCCGAAGACCGAGUCCAGUGGGCCAACUGUCACCACUGGCCCUGAGACUACUUCUACCGCUGAAGUCUCGACUCCCAAAGCUGAACCCGCAGCUCCCACUGUGACGACCGGCGUUGAGUCUUCUCAGGCACCUGCUACAUCGACUCCUGCUACAUCGACUGCAAAGCCCGCAGAGCAGUCUCGCAAACAGUCCCACAGUGAAGGUGCUUCUACCAUUGGCGAGAAGAAGAAGAAGCACCGCAUGAGCAGCUUCUUCGGCAAGCUCAAGGAGAAGCUCAAGUAA